Molecule: messenger RNA, 579 nt
Organism: Hirsutella rhossiliensis
Lineage: Eukaryota; Fungi; Ascomycota; Sordariomycetes; Hypocreales; Ophiocordycipitaceae
Product: mariner-Tc1 transposon family protein
Exons: 2
Coding region: 1-579 (192 amino acids)
Cellular component (GO): nucleus
Molecular function (GO): DNA binding
Source: RefSeq, a predicted model, not a curated record
AUGUUGAAGAAUAUCGCCGAGGAAAUCGCAGGGACAGAGCUUGGUGUCAACUGGGUGAGCCGCUUCCGCAAGCGACACCAUGACCGUCUUUCGAGCUUGUAUUUGCGCACCAUAGAUCAUCAGCGGAAGGCUGUUGAUAAUUCCAGGCAUUUCCAAAACUUCUUCAAUUUACUCCGCGAAAAGAUCGAAAAGUACAACAUCAGUCCCUCAAAUGUUUAUAAUUUUGACGAGAAGGGAUUCCAAAUUGGUCUCUCUCGCUCCGCCAAGCGAGUUGCCCCCCGAGAAACCCUCAGGCGCGGAAAACUGGUCGGGGCAAGCCAAGACGGGAACCGGGAGUUCAUCACGCUGAUCGCUGCCAUAUGUGCAGAUUAUUCGUUCCUGCCACCGGCCCUCAUUUACAAAGGGGAGUCAAAAGACUUCCAAGAUACUUGGCUUGAGGAUUUUGACCAUUCCAGCGAAGUAGCCUUCUUCGGCAGUACGGAAAACGGCUGGAGUUGUGACGCACUGGGUUUACACUGGCUUCAGCGCAUAUUUGACUGCCAUACGAAGCAAAGGCUGGUCGUGCCUACCGUCUCUUAA